AGUCGCUGACACAAAGAAUCCGUAUUUCUCACUGCGAGAAAGUUGCAGUCACCAGCACAAGUUACGCAACGCCAAAGGAUACUCGAUUGAAUGCUACCGAUUACUGGGUCGAGGACCAACCGUACAAGUACCAUCCGCAAUGGACUCGCCUUCCAGACGGGAAAGUUGUGGCGAACAACGCCUCAAACUCCAGCACCUUCGCGGGGUAUCGUGAUGCAGUCGAAGCCAAAACCCCGUGGAUCUCCAAGUGGGUACUCUCAACUGAAGGUCGUCGCACUCUGAAGAAAGAUAUACCGCGACUGCUAAUGUACAAUCUGGUGUCUCCUAUGGACUACGGAAAGUCUGUGCGGUCUGGCAACGUGCGUCGCCGUCGCAACAAAGCAAUUGGAAUGUUUCUCACGGACAAUUUGGCGCUCCCUCUUGUAAAAUCUCUUGGUCGAGUUGCUUGGAACCUCAUUCAAAGUCAUUAUGUUGGAUAUUUUGAAGACGAGAUGUUCGCGCAGCGUCUGAAGAUGAUGAACGCCAGCGAAAUGAUAAAGGAAUUCAAUCUCACAGUGCCGAUUGAUGCGAUUGAAGCUGCAGAAGAUGAGGAAUCUCGACCAAACACGACAUUGUCGUAUGUGUAUGAUGGAGAGAGCAAGCGAUCUGUGCUGUAUGCGCGCUAUACUGCAGCUUUUGCGCCGUAUGAAGGUUAUUCGGACGAAUAUUACACCCGCGAUGAUAAUUUACCACUUCCAACAUUCCCAGCCGACAGCUAUCCAUGGCUGUGGUCUCCACGAAUUAGCGAGACGAGAGCAAUAGCGUCACAGCUUCUUGAAUCGCUCAGAACAGGCGAUGAAAAAUUAAACACCGACUCUGGCGGCGAAUCGAGAUCUGAUACCUGUUCAUCGAGUUGUGUUGAACCCGAGAGUACCAAACCUUCACGAGAACUCGCACUGCGAGCAGCAAACGGCAGUAUUCAGGCAAAUCACAGCAAUUCUGGUGAUAAAUCUGCAAUGAGUGCACAAGACGUCGAAGCACUUGAGCAAAUUCAAAUGCAACUGCAGGAUUUUUACUUUGAUACCGGCAUACCUCGGCUCACAAUCCGCUCAAGUUCACCGCACUCGGACUUUCCAUCGCUGUCAGACUUUCUCCUGGGCGCUUCAAUCAACGAUACCGGUGCUAAUACAAAAAGUGCGGGGAGCUUGAAUGAAGCUGGAAUACCUACAGCUUUACCAGAGGUUGGUGGCGGGAAUAAUGUGAGUAGCGAGGCAGAUUUUUCAACAAGAAGUGGAGUUUAUGCCGCACUCACUCACUUCUACUCGUACCCAUCGGUUGACAAGUGGAUGGUUGACGGCGCAAAUGCUUCGGCUGUUAAUUGUUUAGUUGAUCAACCGUGUCUGAUGCAGUCCGGAGUGACUGUGUAUACUCCGUCAUUGACAACGUUGUCAUUGUUCCAAACACUUGCUGACGUGAACGUGGAUCCAACACUAAAGCGAGCAGUACGUCUGAAUGCACUGCAGGAUAUGACCGAAGAUGCCUUUGAAGCCGAACGACGAGCGCUUAAUCACGGAUUGCAAGGCCCUUCCACCGUUUGGUACUCUAGCCACGACCUCGACGUGGACGAGUUUGCUGACGCAGUGCUGGGCACAGUUAACAUGUCAAUAAGUGAAGAUCCAACCCCUCUUCACGUGUUCGAAAAGCACGUGAAUGAACGCGUACCCAUUCUGGACGAGGUGGUGUCGUACUAUGCAGAUACAAACCACGAUACUAAAAUCUCCAUGGAAUUUAAUCACAGCAUUCCGAUGCUCGACAACUUCGAAGAAAGCGAACUGGUCCAACUAAUUGCUGUGAUGGAGAGGCAAAUGGAGACUUUAGAUCAGUCGAUUGCCUCCUACAAACAAACUCGAGCUGCGAAUCCGCUGUAUCAGGAAGUUGUGAACGCUACGAAACGAGGAGAUUUCUACAAUGGAAGUGAGUACACUUUGGUAGGCUUUGGCUUCGUUGUACCUGCUACCAACGACAAAAAUGUGCUGUAUCGGGACAUGAAGUUGCCAGUCCCAUUCCACCUUAUUCUCCGUUUACUCGUGCGGUACCAAGAGAGUCGGUUGUUGCUACCACAAGAAUCCCGUCAGCUUUUGGUCUGCCUAGCGAUGGCAUUCUACAAUUUGUCCUUCUAUCGUUGCUGUCCUGCUUAG
Phytophthora nicotianae INRA-310 is the source of this 2177-nucleotide messenger RNA. RefSeq lists its product as hypothetical. Lineage: Eukaryota; Oomycota; Peronosporomycetes; Peronosporales; Peronosporaceae. Bases 306 to 2177 code for a protein of 623 amino acids. The record is from RefSeq and is a predicted model, not a curated record. The transcript is spliced from 2 exons.